AUGCCCCCGAGAAAGAGUAAGAAAUCAACGCGGAUUUCGCAAGCGCCGAUCAACCUCUCAACGUGUCCCGAAGAGGAGGAAGAAAAUGCCACUGCACAAAAGACUCGACCCAAAGUUGCGAUGAAAGUGGUGGCAAAAGAUGACGUAGAAGCCGAGAGUGCCGUCAUUCAGUUCCAACGAGCCCUACAAUUGUCAAAACCCAACAAAACGUUGAUUCGCAAAUUGUACACACAACGAAUGGAACUUGUUCGACUUACCGACAAGGAUCAAAUGAGAAGGGCGUUUUGGGAGCCGAUUUUUAUGAGUGAACCAGAGGGCGCGAAACUUGCCGGCUAUUUUCUUGCCGAGAUCGGUUAUGAGCCUUUCAUGGAUUUGUUGGCAAAAAUCGUGCAGAAGAACAACGUAACAAAGACACAACUCCGUGGAAUCGGUGAAGCAUUAGUCAUCGCUUACAAGUUGGCCGAGAAAAAUGAUCAAGUCAUGGAUAUGAAUGGCGUGGAAGAAGUCUGGCGAUGGGUCAUCGACUGCUCGGUGAUUGCUGCAGUGCCACUUGAUGAACGCUUUUUGGAGAUUACGAAAGCUCUUGACGAUGCUGAUCGAGUGAAGUUUGAGAUGGUACUGCAGAAAAUGCUCAAUGCGAUUUUGCCUCAAUACGCAAGGUGUCUUGAUGCAAGAGCGCGUUUCGAGACGAUGAAUUACGUCUUCCGCUUUUACCCACUGUUCCCUUUACUGCAAGAGGAUCGUGAGAAGCUCAUCCUGGACUAUUUGAAAGAUGAAUGCGUGGAAAUCCGGUGUCAGGCGACGAUGAAGACGAUGGUGAUAUUUGAGUCGUUUUUCAACAUCAUUCCCGAGGACUUCAUUCAACAUGUGAUGAUUGAAGUUAUCGACUCGAUGGCAAAAGACGCGAAUUCAUCUGUGCGAGCCUGUGUUUACAAAGGUCUACGUUCUCUAAGUCAAUGUGCUGGCGCUGUGAAUAUUCUGGAGCAUGCAAUGAGGUGCAUCAUUGUUGAUGGUGUCAACGAUAAACAUGAAAAGGUUCGGCUAGCCACAUUCCAACUUCUUAAUGCCGUGCGUGAACAUCGCUUUAUCAGAUUCUGGGACGUCGUUGAAGUCAACCUUUUAUUAGCUCGGUUCGAAGUGGAAACCGACGAAAAAGUUUUAGAGCAAAUUGUUCGGCUUCUCUUCCGAUCUUUUCACCCGAAGGACCAAACGCCAACAAAAAUCGUGGCUCGAUUAGAACGAUUGGUGAAAGAUGGCGGAAGAAACGCGGCGGUAAACUUUUGUCGGCACAUCUACCGCUUGGGAUUGAUCACGAUCGAGCAAGCCGUCGUACUCAUCAAAACAAUCUUGGGCCUCAAUGUUUAUGGCAGAUGGAAGAAAAACGAUUUGGGAGUGGAUUUAUCGCGGCUGGCGUUGGAUGAGUCGAUCAUUGAUGCGGUGAAAAACUACAACUCGGAAAACAAAGAGAAUGCGGACAGCGACGAGCCAGAGGAAACACUUGAUGAUAAAGCGACCACUCCUGAAUUCUCCAGACAUCUUGUUCUUUUCGAAUGUGGCGUUGUAAUGUGGAAAGCAAUCCAAAAGGAUCUGGAGCCAGAAAGUGAACUUGAAUGUCAAAUAGAGAGAAUCGUUCUGCAUAUUUUUCGCAUACUUCACGAGAAAUACUCAGAUACGGCACUCAUUGGCGCUAGCUUCAUUCUUGGAGCUUUGGUUCGCACCAAAAACGCCGCGAUGGAUAUGCAAAAGUUUGCGUCGCAAGAAAUAGAGAACUUCAAAAAAGGAGACUACUCAUCGGAAAACCUCGGAUUUUUACUUAAUUUCAUAUGGAAAUGGGAGCCAGAAAAACUACUCAAUUUGGUCCUUGACGAUUUAUCGAUGCUCUCUCAACUGAGAGGUGAUGUUCACAAAUCGCCACCGAAGAAAAUGAAGAAGCAAAGUGAAUCACCUGUGGACUCGUUGCUGAGAAUUCCUCUUGUGCUCUCUCAUUUGACAACGUCUCAAAAGAUCUCCGCCGAUAUCACAACAAAUCAUGCAUUUUACCUGGAAAGAUUCUUCCAAAAACUUUCGCCGAGCCUUCCAAUCAUAUUCGACAUGUACUUAUCGACGGAUGCUCGAGUGAAGAUCAAUGGACAAAUUACGGUGGAGCUGUUCAAGGUACACUUGGCGAUUUUCGAGCAACUACUAGCCACCGCGUUAAACGCCGGUCGUGGUGCACCACCAUUGGUUAACAUCUUGGAAAGUUUAAGGGCAUUUGUCGAUUGGUUCAUUGCAAGUGCAAUCCCGAGACUGAACGAGCUACUGGAAAACGAGGAUCCCCGUUGGUUGGACACUUUCAGAAUAGUUGAGGCAGUCUUUGAAGUUCAACCCUUAGUGCUUGGCUUGCUUAAAUGUGGAGAAACUCUUAGUUCAUCAAAGGAAGAAACUCGAGAAGUUUGCGACAACCUUUUCACAUCGUUGUGUUGUCUCUACGAGGCGCUCUUCAACAAAGGAUCCCCUCUACAACAACUGCUACUGGCCUUAACCGGCCUGAAAAACUUAGCUGCUUUGCAUGGAGUAUAUGACAAUUAUUUAUUAUGGCAACAAUUUAUUUUGGGU
Molecule: messenger RNA, 2595 nt
Organism: Mesorhabditis belari
Lineage: Eukaryota; Metazoa; Nematoda; Chromadorea; Rhabditida; Rhabditidae
Source: the annotation of a GenBank genome assembly